CCCGCCACGUCAUUUUGCAUGAAACUCUGUCUCUCCCUAAUGCGUGCGCUGCACCAGCUGGUGCAUGUGACUUGCCCAGCAUAACCGUUCAGUGCGCCCCGUUGAGACUUAGUGAGGUGUAAGACAAUAUAUCGCUAUCCAUCGUCGCAAUGUUGACGCGCCCACUGCCCUCAUGAUCGCCAAUGGCCACCGCUUCGUGCCCUCAUCGCUAAUCUCAGACGACAAGCCCAUCUCCAUCCGCCCCAAAUCCGGCAUCAUGUCACUCGACCUGGGCGUGGCUGAUCCGUUCACUCGGCAUAGCCAUCAUAACGAGAUACCCACGACAUACGCCGACCCGGCGCUAGACGUUCUUGAGCGCAUCGACGAGAAUGACUUCGACGAGGACUCCAUCAAAGAGACUCCCCCACGGCCCAACCAUCAGAGGCAGACGAGCGAACCGCGACCUCUGGGCGAGGUGAUGGAUGAGGUUGAGCGGACCGGCAGUCCGAGCUUGCGGCAUCCCAAGGGAAGGCUGGAGGGCAAGGCCGGCGGGUUCCUGCAGGGCAUUCAAAUGACUCCCCAGGAGAGCUUGUCCCUCGACGGCGUGGACGAGGCCAAGCAGAAUGGAGUACCGCAUUCACCCAGUCUCGCUGCAUACACGAACGGCAACGGCGUAGCUGCGCGACAUGCGUUGGGUACAGAGGCGCCAGACACUUACGAGGCGAUAGGCGAGGACGAGAGCCCGCGGAGCCCGGUGCGGAAGGCGCACAAGCGCGUGUCUUCGCGGUCGCUGAACGGCACGGCGAAGAGGCAGCAGCUUGAGCAAGUCGAUGAGCAACUCGAGUCUGAUGGACAAACCCAGCACAACGAGCAAGUUGAGCAGAAUGAAGAAGUUGAACGGAAUCAGCUGGCCGAACGUAACGGGGAGCUGUCAGCAAUAACAAAACCUGCAGCAACGUCGUCGGGUGGAGUUGACGAGCAAGAUCAAAGACCUGCUGUCGACCAGGAGCAUGCAGCGCCUGCACUGUCGUUGCCCAACGGUGCGGAUGAGCAUAACCAGGAACCAUUCCUCGACGAGGAGCACGCAACGCCAGGGCAGCUCGUCUACGAGAACCUACGGAGCAGCAAGUCCGGCACGAAUCUGGCCUCGAUCAAACCUUCAGCCAACUAUCAGAUAUCACUAGCGCAACGAGAAGACAAGCCACCCACAAGCGAAGCACCAGGCGAAGCCAGCAAAGCACAAGCGCACAUGCGAAGAGACAGUGAGCUGGUCUCCGGUCGGCGAGCCGGUGCAGGCUGGUCAAGAAGCGCAAUCCGAUGGGCACCACUCAACGUACCUCUCCAAAGGCGACUACAAACCUGCAUGGUGCUCGUCCACACCCUCAGCAUAGCCGGAAGCCUAGCCAUCUUCUUCCUACUAUGCACCGUUCCUCUUCUCUGGCCAAUCCUCCUACCAUACCUCCUCUACGUCCUACUAUCGCGAGCAGCGGUCGACGGCAAACUCUCCUUCCGCAACGACUACCUUCGCCGCUCAAGAAUCUGGUCCCUCUUCGCCUCCUACUUCCCAGCCCGCCUCCACCGCAGCCAAGAGCUCGAACCGGGACGGAAAUACAUCUUCGGCUACCAUCCGCACGGCAUCAUCUCGCACGGCGCCUUUGCCGCUUUCGCCACCGAAGCUCUGGGAUUCAGCCAGCUGUUCCCGGGUAUCACGAAUACUCUCCUCACGCUCGACAGCAACUUCCGCGUCCCGCUGUAUCGGGAGUACGCGCUCGGCAUGGGUCUCGCGUCCGUGUCACGGGAGAGCUGUGAGAAUAUCCUUGCGCGUGGCGGGCCGAAUGGCGAAGGUAUGGGUCGGGCUAUCACGAUUGUGGUGGGAGGUGCCCGGGAGUCGCUGGACGCCAAGCCGUAUACCUUACGACUGGUUCUGAAGCGGAGGAAGGGCUUCGUCAAACUCGCCAUUCGCACUGGAGCUGAUCUCGUACCUGUACUCGCCUUCGGCGAAAACGACAUUUACGAUCAAUUCGACGCUAGCUCGCACCCGCACGUUCACCGAGCGCAGUUGUUUGUGAAGAAGAUGAUGGGUUUCACCAUCCCACUCUUCCACGCGAGAGGCGUCUUCAACUACGACGUAGGCCUCAUGCCCUACCGCCGCCCCAUCAACAUCGUCGUCGGCCGGCCCAUCCCCAUCGUGCAGAGCAAGACGCCCGACCCGGCGUACGUGGAUCAGAUCCAUGAGCUGUACGUUGCCGAGUUGGUGCGGUUGUGGGAUGAGUGGAAGGAUACUUUUGCGCGGUAUCGGCAGGGGGAGUUGGAGGUGGUGGAGUGAGGGGAUGCAAUGCAAUGCAAAUGUUCCCGCUUAUAGGCGGUUUUCUUGGAUGUCGUUCGUAGUGUAACAUGAUGAUUUGGAGUGGGAUGUACAGAUCUUUAAUGUCUGUCAAGAUCUGUUGAAGACGGAUUUAUUCUGUUCUAUUCCUUUUCUCGCAGAACUCGCGACUGCCAGCGCUUUGCUACUACAUGUACCGUACGGUUAAGAGUAACCGAUCGGGGUUAGCGCACGCUCAACCCGACAUACCUCCAGGCUGCGCAGAACAAGUG
Baudoinia panamericana UAMH 10762 is the source of this 2574-nucleotide messenger RNA. RefSeq lists its product as uncharacterized. Gene Ontology annotation, biological process: triglyceride biosynthetic process. The transcript has 2 exons. Gene Ontology annotation, molecular function: diacylglycerol O-acyltransferase activity. NCBI's taxonomy places the organism in Eukaryota, Fungi, Ascomycota, Dothideomycetes, Mycosphaerellales, Teratosphaeriaceae. Gene Ontology annotation, cellular component: endoplasmic reticulum membrane. The coding region runs from base 173 to 2305 and encodes 710 amino acids. The record is from RefSeq and is a predicted model, not a curated record.